AUGCCUUUAACUGUUACUCUUAGCAGCUCAACUCAAACAACCGAUGGUCCGCUAACAUCGCAGCUUAUUGGCUAUCAAGGUGAACACUAUAAUGGUCAGUUUCCUGCUUUUAUCAAUCUAUUCAUUGCUUCGGAACGAACGGUAGCGCUGGAAUUCCCUGGCUGGUACAGGAAAAAUUGGAGGGAUGACUAUAAAACCUAUCUCGUCUUACUCUCUGUUGGUCUCACAUUGCAACCCACAAAAGAUGAGCUACGUCGACAGCGGAUGAUGCUAGCAAUUGCAGGGAUUUCUGUGAUUUUAGUUUCUAUUCCGAAUCUCGUCUUGAUCCUCAACGAAUGGAAAGUUCCAGAAGUAAAUGCUUUGUUUGUAGGUGACUGGCACAUCAAGGAGGACUACGACCCGGUGCUGAUAGGACUGCGAGCAUGUGGUAAAUGUGCCUCAAAGCCGCUCACGUCAAACUUGUGUCGAAUUCCGAAGACUACCAGGGAAUUGCUGGAAAGAAGAUUGUCUUUGAGGCUUAAUCCAAAUCCAUCGCACAUUGAGCAGCAGAAGAAGAUUCUAGAAGCAGCACAAAGAAGGGCAAGUGUAAAGGAGUGUCGCAGGGACCUGCGCGAAUAUAAUAUCUCACUAGCAUCCUUGCUUAGCGAAGACUGGACUCACACCUAUUCUCGUCGUGAGAUGGAAAUCAUUACCCAUGUGACAAAGUCGAUCAUCCCCACUGGUGAAGCUUAA
Molecule: messenger RNA, 732 nt
Organism: Necator americanus (New World hookworm)
Lineage: Eukaryota; Metazoa; Nematoda; Chromadorea; Rhabditida; Ancylostomatidae
Exons: 5
Coding region: 1-732 (243 amino acids)
Source: RefSeq, a predicted model, not a curated record